CCCUGUCGUUUGAUUUUGCCUCUCAAAAUUGAACUUCCUCCCAAUCGAGCCGCCAUUGGAGGGCCUCGCCCGAGCUCGUCGAUCCUUCCUCCACCCAUGUUAUAGACAAAAGAGUGCAGCAAAGUCUCGGUAUUUAUUUCGGGACAGUUCGUGAUUUUUCUUAUCAGUUCAUUGAACCAUGUCCGCAAAAUGGCGCGCUCUCCAGCAUCGACACCGUUACACUUACAGUGCCGUCGUGUUCUCGGGCUCGUUCUCGGACUCGUUGAGCCGAUCUUGUUUGUCGGAGUGUUUUCCGAGGUUUUACGCAGAUAUUCUGGAAUUGGUUUCAUUAAAUUCUAUCUACGUCCAAGUUAGUCACGCCAAGAACGUAGCUGCGUCGUUCGGGGAGGUAUUGGCGAAAGCUCAUGAAGAAGACGGAGGGAAAGGUUCAGUUUUGUUAUCCGAAGCUAUUAGGUUUUACUUGGAGGUCUUGUUCAUGGAGAACUCUUUGCCUCUGCAUAGAACCCUAGUCUCUGCUCUGGCUAAAAUACGUAAGUUUCAUUCUAUGAUUAGUUCCUGUUUCCGAGAGCUUUGUAACGAAUAUGGCGGUUUACGCGAUGGUGGGAAGCAGUUCUGUGUGUCUAGAGUGGCUUUGUCUGUGAUGGGAAUGCUGAAAUUGGGAUACUUGGUUGAUAUAAUUGAAGAUUGUGCUCUUUUGGUUGCCCAUGAUAUCAUGUCGGGAUUGAACAGGGUCGUCUCCGAGACUGAGGCUUUGGCUAGGCUACCUCCUACUGUUUUGGAGCAAUGCCAAGAGGCUUUGUCUUGCUUGUAUUACUUGCUUCAGCGUUUUCCGUCGAAAUUUAAGGGUAUGGUUGGUGAAGAAGCAAACUUUAUGGAGACGGUUUUAGCUGUUUUGAUAAGCAUUUUGAAAUCCAUGGCCUUUUCUAGGGACUGUUUUGUGGCUGCUGGUGUGAGUUUGUGUGCUGCUCUACAGGUCUGUCUUGAAGAUGAAGAGCUUGGAUUGUUCAUUGCAGAAGGUGUCUUCGAUCAAACUGCCUGCGAUUUUGGUAACAGUGGUUUUAAGUUUGAGGAUGUUGUUGGUAAAGUUCCAUUCAUUGGGGAUAUUUGUUCUCAGAUACGAAGUUUUUGUUCUUUGAAUAGACUCUGUUUGAUUCGAGGCAUUCUUACUGCAGUUUCCAGGGAUAUUCUUAAUUCCUAUUUUGUUCUGUCGAGCUGUUGCACUAACAGUCAUAGGCAUGGCGAAGAAAUUAGUGGUCGCAAAACUAUUCUGUAUGACGGGAUCUUGCCCGAGCUUUGUAACUUCUGUGAGAACCCCACUGACACCCAUUAUAACUUCCAUGCACUUACUGUGUUGCAGAUCUGCUUGCAACAGGUCAAGGCUUCUAUGGUAGCUAAUCUAACUGAUUUAUCAGAAGAGUAUGAUCCAAUGCCAGAAAACAUGGGAACUCGGAUACUGAAAAUUAUAUGGAACAACUUGGAAGACCCUUUGAGUCAGACAGUCAAACAAGUUCAUCUCAUAUUUGACCUCUUCUUAGAUAUUCAAUCAACCAUUCAUCGGACAGAUGAUACCAUGAGGAUAAAGACGUUCCUUCGGAGUAUUGCCAAUGAUCUUCUUCGUUUGGGAUCACGCUGCAAGGGAAGGUAUGUUCCAUUAGCAUCCUUGACAAGGCGGUUAGGUGCAAAGACAUUGUUGGAUAUGAAUACUGGGUUGUUGUUUGAGACUGCAAAUGCUUUAAUUGAUGAUGAUGUGUGCUGUGCUGCCACAUCAUUUAUGAAAUGUUUCCUUGAAAUUUUUCGUGAUGAGUGUUGGAGCAGUGAAGGCAUUGAUCAGGGCUAUAUGCGUUAUCGAGAACAUUGUCUGCCUCCUUUCCUUUACGGGCUUGCUUCUGGUAUGUCGAAACUUAGGUCAAAUUUAAACACUUAUGCCCUUCCAGUUUUGUUAGAAUUGGACGUGGACAGUAUAUUUCCUUUGCUUGCUUUUAUAUCAAUUGGGCCUGGAGGGGAAAUGAGCAAACUAAUGCAUCCUGAGUUGAGCAACAUGAGCAUUGAACCAGGAGUUGAACAAAAAGUGGCAGUUUUGGUCUCGCUGCUGAAAGUUUCUCGUACACUUGCUUUGCUUGAAGGGGACAUAGAACAAAAAGAAACUGAUGAUGCAGUUGCAUUUGUUUGCAUUAAGGGUAUAGAGAUACAAGUUCCAGUUGAGUGGCUAAUAAUGGCCUUGACCCAUGUUGAUGAGUCAAUUCGUGUAGAUGCUGCAGGGACUCUCUUCUUAAACCCCAAGACUGCUAGUCUUCCAUCUCCCUUAGAGCUCUAUCUCAUGAAGGAGGCCAUGCCUUUGAACAUGAGGUCAUCUUCUACAGGUUUUCAGAUGAAAUGGACCAGCUUGUUCAGAAAAUUCUUUUCUCGGGUCCGUACAGCGCUUGAAAGGCAAUAUAAGCUGGGAAGCUGGGAACCACUUAUAGCUGGUGGAAGGAUUGAAACUUGCUUGAGUAAUAGGGGCAGCGAGAAUGUGGCCCAAAGAGCAGAGAGUCUGUUCAAGUUCAUGAGGUGGCUGAGUUCCUUUCUGUUUUUCUCUUGUUACCCUUCUGCCCCUUACAAGAGAAAAAUAAUGGCAAUGGAUCUUAUACAGAUUAUGGUUAAUGUCUGGCCCAUUGUACAGUCCAAAGAUGAUUUGAAUUCUACUUCCCCUCAAGGCUGUCUCUACCCAUACAAUGAUAGUGUCAACUCUCCUGAUUCGACAUUGUUUCUGGUUGGAUCAAUAGUAGAUAGUUGGGACAGGCUAAGGGAAAGUUCUUUCCGAAUUUUGCUUCACUUUCCUACUCCCCUUCCUGGCAUUUCAAGUGAAGACAUGGUCCAAAGGGUUAUUUCUUGGGCCCAACAAUUAGUCUGCAGUCCACGUGUAAGAGAGAGUGAUGCAGGGGCUUUGGCUCUAAGACUCAUCUUCAGAAAGUAUGUUUUGGAUCUUGGAUCAAUAGUCAAAGCUUCCACCAAUGUUGUUUAUUGUCAAAGAGAGUGCAAAAGGAUGAAUGGUAUAGAUCAAGUCUCUAUAACCAAACGCCCUGUGAUUGAGUAUAUCAAAUCCCUUACCGAUUGGCUUGAUGCCUCUGUGAGGGAGGGCGAGCAUGAUCUCUCUGAAGCCUGCAAGAACAGUUUUGUUCAUGGGGUGUUACUGGCUCUUCGUUAUACUUUUGAGGAGUUAGACUGGAAUUCUGAUGCAGUAUUGUCUGGUGCAUCAGAGAUGAGAAAGGAACUGGACAAGCUUCUUGAACUGGUCACACGGAUAACAUCAUUGGCUCUUUGGGUGGUUUCUUCAGAUGCUUGGUAUUUUCCCGAGGAUGGGGAUGACAUGAUUGAUGAUGAUAGUAUCUUGCCAGAUGUCCAAGAUGAGGAUGGUGAAGAUGCUCUCCCAGAUCAAUAUGGGGACAAGGAUUCAAAAGUUCUGCAGGGAACAAGACAAUCAGAACAGAUAGUUAUGGUUGGCUGCUGGCUCGCAAUGAAAGAGGUGAGCCUUCUGUUGGGAACCAUCACAAGAAAGAUUCCUUUACCUAGCAGCAGCCUUUCUACUUGUGUAGAAUCUGCUGAUCCGGCUUCUGAUGUUAACGGUGGUUUGGUGACUGAAGCAUCUGAAUCGCUGCUGGACUUGAAGCAACUUGAAAAGAUUGGGGAUCACUUCUUGGAAGUACUUUUGAAAAUGAAGCACAAUGGUGCAAUAGAUAAGACAAGGGCUGGAUUUACAGCUCUGUGCAACCGACUGCUCUGUUCCAACGAUCCAAGACUUUGUAAGUUGACAGAAUCCUGGAUGGAGCAACUUAUGGAGAGAACUGUAGCCAAAGGACAAACAGUGGAUGAUUUGUUAAGGAGAAGUGCAGGAAUUCCCGCUGCAUUCAUUGCUUUUUUUCUCUCCGAACCAGAAGGUUCGCCAAAGAAGAUUCUUCCGCAGGCACUAAGGUGGCUAAUAGAUCUUGCAAAGAAGCCUCUUACGGAUCCUGAUGGGCGAAAAGGUUCUAAUCUUGUGGAUAAUGAUGUGAAUCCUUCUGAGUUGGAUCCAAGUGAAAAACUUUCAAAGAUCCGAGAUGAGGGCGUUGUUCCAACGGUGCACGCAUUUAAUGUUCUCAGAGCUGCUUUCAAUGACUCGAACUUGGCCACUGAUACUUCUGGGUUUUCUGCCGAGGCUAUGAUUGUUUCAAUCAGAUCCUUCUCUUCACCAUAUUGGGAGGUCAGGAAUAGUGCCACACUUGCUUACACUGCCUUGGUCCGCCGAAUGAUUGGGUUCUUGAAUGUUCAGAAACGAGAAUCUGCUCGCCGUGCAUUAUCUGGGCUAGAAUUUUUUCACAGGUACCCCUUAUUGCAUCCUUUCAUAUACAAUGAACUAAAGGCGGCAACUGAUAUGCUCGACACAUCGGGUCCAUCAGAUUUGAAUCUGAAAAAUCUGGUCCAUCCAAGUUUAUGCCCUGUUCUCAUUCUUUUAUCUAGGCUCAAGCCUUCGGCCAUUGCAAGUGAAACAGGGGAUGACCUGGAUCCCCUUCUCUUCAUGCCGUUUAUCAAGAAAUGCUCUACUCAGUGCAACCUUCGUGUUCGUGUCCUGGCAUCUCAGGCCUUAACAGGUCUUGUUUCCAAUGAGAAACUCCCGACCGUUCUCUUUGGCAUUGCCUCAGAUUUACCUAUUGAUCGAACCCAAUACGGGUCCUUCAAUUUUUUGCACGGGAUAUUGUUGCAACUCGGUGCCCUCCUAGAUAUAAACUGCAGAAGCCUUACUGAUUCCUCGAAAAAGGAUCAGCUUCUUGGACAGUUACUUGACGUUCUCUCAGAGUGCAAAUGGAUGGCUUCUCCAAUUUUAUGUCCCUGCCCUAUCCUCAAUGCUUCAUUCUUGAGAGUGCUUGAUCGCAUGCUGAGUAUUGGAAGGACAUGCUCUGGAAGCAAACAUCUGAAUGCCAUUUACACCUUGCUUUUGGAUUUAUCUGCAAAUUGCUUGGAUGCAGAAGCCUCUUAUGGUUUCUCCUAUUAUGACCCAACAAUUGCUGAGCUCCGGGAACAGGCAGCUGUGUCUUAUUUCAGUUGCGUGUUUCAGCCAUCCAAUACAAGACCCAUUCGUUCUUUUUUCUCUGACAGAUGGUCAGAACUGGAAAUUGCUGAACCGAUCAAUGGUUUUCCUGAUCUUAACGAAAGGUUGAUUUGUUCCCUGUCCGAUCCAUCAUAUGAAGUUCGUCUCUCAACACUCAAAUGGCUGCUUCGGUUCCUGAAAUCCGAAGAAUCCAAUUGUUCUUCUGAGACGAGCGUUAUCUGGAACUGGGCAAAAACCGAGCUCCAGGUGACAUUGUUGCAGCUCUUGGGAAAGGAUAAAAGCCAUAGAUGUGAGAAUUACAUUCUGAGGAUUCUUUGCCAUUGGAAUCUUCUUAUGUUUCGGAAAUCAUCCAAAGGAGAAUCUAUAGGAGGCGUUUAUGUUGGUUCGCUGGAUUAUGAGUCAGUGUUUCAGCUCUGGGAUAAGCUGACUUCCUUAUAUGAGAACUCAAGACAUGCUAAAACCCGAGGGACACUGAUAUGCUGCCUUGCCAUUUGUGUGAAGCGUUUCACGAGUUUGUUCUUGAAACACUUUUUCACCGUUCCAGACAAGUGUGAAUCCGAGAAACCAGAGGAACCUAGAUUGGCUCACGUAUUUGAUUGUCUCUCCUACUUUGUUAACUUGGUCAAACAGCAAAGCUCAUCAUCCGAGCAAGUGAAUAUCCGUAAGGCAUCUGCAGAGGCUAUGAUAGCAUCUGGUCUACUGGAACAAGCCGAGCUCAUCGGCUCUCAUGUUUCGAACGAUCAAAUCCCCACUGAAACUAAGGCCACCGAUGUACAAGAGCCUUGUAACAGGUACGCCUUUCAAGUUCUCGAGAUGUGGUUCACUUGCAUCAAACUGUUGGAAGACGAAGAUGACGUGAUCAGACAAGAACUUGCCUCCGAUGUCCAGAAGUGCUUCUCCUCCUCCGCGGCUUGGGAAGAAGUCCCCACCCAAGUUGAGAAAGUCAUUGAACUUAGCUUCGGCCAUCUAUCUUCUGUUUUCGGCCAUUGGAACGAGUAUUUCCAUUACCUCGCGGGAUGGGUCUUCAAUGCCGCAACCUACACAGCCUCUUCGGCAAAGGGAGGAGAUCUCGUGAGACAGGUUUUCGACAAAGAGAUCGACAACCACCAUGAAGAGAAGCUUCUAAUCUCUCAAUUGUGUUGUCACCAUCUCCAGAAUCUUGCAGGAUCAUCAAACAGAGAACUUCCCCUUACCCAUCUGCUCGAAUGGAGGGCGAAAUUCCGAAACCAGUUGCUUUUCUUCGCCAACGACCACGUCGGGGAACAAAAAGGCGGUUGGUUAGGCGGAAUCGGGAACCACAAGGACUCGUUUCUCCCGCUCUACGGUAAUCUCCUCGGCUUCUACUCCCUCUCCUUCUGCGUUUUCGGGUCGGUGGCCGAAAAUUAUGACAGAAAACCUCUUCUUUCUGAUAUGGAGGAACUCGGUACGGCCAUGAAACCGUUCCUGAGGAACCCUUUGGUGUCGAACAUUUUCAGAGUCGUUAUCAGAUUACACGAGAAGUCGCUCGGUAUGAGCGUUGAUGAUGACGAUGAUGGAGAGGUUUGGGAUGGUUUUGAUCCUUUUUUCCUCCUCAGAUGAGAUUGUGAAAGUUUUUUUUUUUAUAUAUGUUUAUCAUUUACGUUGGAGUUGUAACAAUAUUUAUGUAUUUUUUUUGGGGCUUUAAUAUUUUUAAGAAUCUCAUGCUCGAGUGAGUACAAUGAUAUUAAUCAUGUAAUAUCAUUGAAGACAAUCGAUUGAAUGUACGGAUUGAUAAUAUCCUUUUUUUUUUUAUAAUCCAAAGAUGACACAAAUUGUUUAUGAA
Molecule: messenger RNA, 6863 nt
Organism: Tarenaya hassleriana
Lineage: Eukaryota; Viridiplantae; Streptophyta; Magnoliopsida; Brassicales; Cleomaceae
Product: thyroid adenoma-associated protein homolog
Exons: 5
Coding region: 179-6640 (2153 amino acids)
Biological process (GO): tRNA methylation
Cellular component (GO): cytosol
Source: RefSeq, a predicted model, not a curated record